AUGUUCACCAAGGUCAUCGCCCUCGCUCUUGCCGCGGCCACCGCCGUCCAGGCCGGCUACAAGCACAACGGCACCGUCACCGAGGUCGUCGACAUCUGGACUACCUACUGCCCGGAGCCCACGCACAUCACCAUGAACAACCGCACCUACACUGUCACCGAGGCCUGCACCUUCACCAUCACCGACUGCCCCUGCACCGUCACCAAGGCCGUCCCUACCAACCCGGCCCAGAAGACCACCAACCCGGCCCAGCAGACGACCGCCCCGGCCAACAAGCCCGCUGCCCCGACGGUCGCUCCCGGCUCACCCGGCUCACCCGGCUCCCCCGGCUCUCCCGGCUCCCCCGGCGCGCCUGCCGUGGUCGCCGGUGCUGGCCAGAACACGGCUGCUUACGCCAUGGCCCUUGCCGGCGCCAUCGCCGCUGCUGCCGUCGCUCUAUAA
Molecule: messenger RNA, 441 nt
Organism: Cordyceps fumosorosea ARSEF 2679
Lineage: Eukaryota; Fungi; Ascomycota; Sordariomycetes; Hypocreales; Cordycipitaceae
Exons: 2
Coding region: 1-441 (146 amino acids)
Biological process (GO): fungal-type cell wall organization
Cellular component (GO): fungal-type cell wall
Molecular function (GO): structural constituent of cell wall
Source: RefSeq, a predicted model, not a curated record